GCCACUUCACGGAAUCCCAGUCCUGAUCAAGAACAACAUCGCCACGCAUGACAAGAUGGACACGACAGCUGGUUCGCAGCUUCUCAUCGGCGCCACUGUCCCUCGAGAUGCCUUUGUCGCGCAGAAGCUCCGUGAGGCGGGAGCUGUCAUCCUAGGUAAAACCAACAUGUCUCAAUGGGCCAACUAUCGCGCUCGCGACUACAGCAUCAACGGCUGGUCAUCUCACGGAGGCCAGACACUCGCCCCAUAUCACACCAAGCAGAAUCCCUCUGGAAGUUCAAGCGGCAGUGCAGUAGCUGCUGAUUUGGGCCUCGCGUGGGCGGCGCUUGGAAGUGAGACUGAUGGAUCGAUUGUCUGUCCUGCACAGAGGAGCGGCAUCGUAGGAUUCAAGCCUACCGUUGGACUGACAUCUAGGGCUCUUGUUAUUCCAAUUUCGGAGCACCAGGACACUGUUGGACCCAUGGCGAGGACAGUCAAAGACGCAGCAUAUCUGCUACAGGCAAUCGUUGGAGAUGACCCCCAUGACAAGUACACGGCCGCAAUCCCUCGCAUACCAGACUACGUCGCCGCAUGCAAAGACACACUAGCAGGAGCCCGAAUCGGCGUCCCCUGGAAAGCCAUCGACCAAAGCCUAGAAAAAGACGCGCAUCUUGCCUCAGAAGUCCAAGUCUUUAGAGAGACGCUCGCCAUCCUAGAAGCCGCCGGCGCAACCAUCGUCGAAGCCAACUUCGACUCAGCGAUAAAGGACAUCCGCGACGCCGAAAAGGUGAUUAUGAGGGCAGACUUUUACGCCAACGUUGCGUCCUACCUCGCCCAACUCACCUCGAAUCCAAACAACAUUCACACUCUCGCCGACAUACGCGAGCAGACGCAGAAACACCCAUUAGAGACAUAUCCGCAGCGUGACACAGGUAUCUGGGACGAUAUCAUCUUUGAGCAGGGGUGGGACAACACCGAUCCGAGGUUCCAGCCGGCUUACGAGCGUCUCCAGGAACUUGGUGGCCCGGGCGGUCUCCCAGGGGUCCUGGACAAGCACAAUCUGACCGCGGUGGUGAUGCCGACAAGCAUGGCUUCGAUGUGGGCCGCCGUGAUAGGAGCCCCAGCGAUUACGGUGCCGAUGGGCCAUCACUCGGAGACGGAGCCGGUGCACGAGGAUGGUGACCUGGUGGAAACGGGACCGGGGAUUCCUUUUGGAGUGACCUUUAUGGGAGACAAGUGGUCUGAGAAGACUUUGAUUGGACUGGCAUAUGGAUAUGAGCAGAGGACCAAGGUGCGAAGCCAGCCGGUGAAGAGGGUGGCUGUACCGACGGCCGAUAUAUGAUUAGCAUGUAAAGAAAAGAAGUUAUAGAAGUAGCACCUAGAUAGCGAUUCAUGCAGCUUCCUCUGUGGAGUUUCUCCAGCGAUUUUAGAGGAGAUGAUCAACAUGUUCGAAUGAUGUCGCGGCCUUUGACACUGCGGCAUUCGAAGCAAAACCUGAACUUCAUCAUCUAUCACAGCAUCGUUAAGGGGAUCAGGAGCUGUUUGUAGUGUAGAAAAUGAGGU
Trichoderma harzianum CBS 226.95 is the source of this 1542-nucleotide messenger RNA. RefSeq lists its product as hypothetical. Lineage: Eukaryota; Fungi; Ascomycota; Sordariomycetes; Hypocreales; Hypocreaceae. The coding region runs from base 56 to 1321 and encodes 421 amino acids. The record is from RefSeq and is a predicted model, not a curated record. The transcript has 2 exons.